Cydia fagiglandana is the source of this 4539-nucleotide messenger RNA. RefSeq lists its product as uncharacterized. The coding region runs from base 74 to 814 and encodes 246 amino acids. NCBI's taxonomy places the organism in Eukaryota, Metazoa, Arthropoda, Insecta, Lepidoptera, Tortricidae. The record is from RefSeq and is a predicted model, not a curated record. The transcript is spliced from 2 exons.
AAAUGCCUUGCUAGAGCGACGUUAGUUUAUUUAUUUAAUAAACAUUGAAAAACAACAAAUAAUAUAAACAAACAUGAGAUGGAGCGAAAAAGAAACGUGUACUUUUGUCAAAUUGUACCUGGAGAAUGAAGCACUCUGGAAUCCUAGAGUUCCCGAGUACAAAUCUAAACCAGAAAGGCACAAAGCUUAUACUAAAAUUAUUACCGAUUUCCGAGCUGCUACGGGCAUGCCUUUGACGGAACCUGAAGUGAGAACGAAGAUUAAGAACUUAAGGUCCACCUACAUCCAGGAGGUCAACAAAAUACGCAAGCGAUCUAGCCCGGACUCUGUUUUCAAGCCUUCUAUUAAGUGGUUCUAUGCUUGGCAUAAACGUUUUAGCAAGACGCUUAGAAGAGAUCUGGACGUUAUGGACGAUGCAUUUUUUGAUCAUGCAGAACAUAUAGAUGAAUCAUGUCAAAAAAUAUGGGUUAGUCCAGAUGAAGUCAAUGAUAACUCCAACUCUGACCCCUUCGAGUCCGAGCAAGACAACUUCCUUCUGGUCCUCAAACCUGAGCCCGAAGACAUAAAGCAAGAAGCUUCACAAAGCUCGUACAAAAUAAAGAAGAAAAAAUUUAAACAUCACAGUACCGAUAACUCGGACAGAUCAUAUAGAAAUAGCAUAGACAAUGAGGCCAAAGAAGAUGAGUUUGAUAUUUACGGAAAAUUCAUAGCAUCACAGUUGAGGAAAAUGAAUUUGCAGAAAGCGUUACGGUUGCAACUGGAGAUUCAGAGUUUAGUGAGUGAGGCUAGGAUAUCAGAUAUGACCGAACAUUGAAAUAUAGAAUUUCGUUUUUUAAUAAAACUGUUUUCGUCAUCUUUGUUUCCAAAGAACUGUGGUAAUAGGUUAUAUUUAAGUUAGCGUUUAACAGUCAUUAAAUUUUAAGCCUCUAUUAUUUUAUCAAUUGGUAAUCUUUAAACAAAGCUGUAUUUAUGUUUCUUCAAACAAUUAAACGUGUACAGAUGUAGUGCAUAAUUAUUUUCCAUCAUAUUUUUACGGAAACAUAUGAACAUGUCUUGCUAUUUCAAUCAGUCUCGGUACCAAAAGUAUUAGUGACAUUGACUGAAGUAGCAUGACAAAUACGAACGUUUCCGAGAAAAUAUGAUGGAAAACAAUAAUUAUGCACUAAAUGGCGUAUAUAGCGCAUAACACAUGGCGGUCUUUGGUGUUGGAGGCCAAGAUCCACUUCGGGUUGUUGCGCCACAGCAGUGAGUAAGUAAGUAAAUCUAUGUAAAAAAUACUUAAAAUAUGUCAAUUCAUAUUGAAUAGUUUUUGCAAUUUAUUUAUUUUUAAUAAUUUAGCAUGUUGAAUAUGGAGAUAAAAAAAGAAUUAAAAAAACUGACAUUACAUUUAGAAUCUUCUCAUAAAAGAGGAUUUUUCUUGGACAAGUUAUCCCUGGCAUAGAUGUCCAUGUUGCAGAAACUUUCCAAAAAGAAAUGUUCUUAGAUUUUUCAGGAAAAUCUCAUAAUAAAUAUUUUUGAAAUGGAGCUUCAAUUCCCACAAAAAUAUGAGAAUUUUCUCAAUUUUGGAAACAUUCUGACGGCAUAUCAGUAGUUUCAGAUAAUUUUCACAAAAGGACCAGUGUUCAAGUACAAGAUUAAAAUACAACUCAAGAUAAUUGUUCUGUGUAAAUUGUAUACUUACUGUUUAGUUGAGAAGGGAAAUAAAAUUUUAAUAUAAGAGAAAGUCGUGUAGCAAGUCUGAUCUUUUAUUGCUGUUACAGCCUCUGUUUAUAAUAUAAACAAACAUCGCUUACGUUUCACUAGUGAAAAUUCAGAUUUUUCUGAAUGUACGAAUUAUUGUACCUACAUUCUCACAUUUGUCCUAGAAAUUUAUGACAAAAUACACAGAUGUCUGCUGCAGAUUGGUUUCAGUACGAGAGUCCACGUCAAUUACAACUAUAACUAAAUUAAGUACUUUAAGUUACGCAAAUUACGUGUUCAGAAAAAAAAGUACGGAAGCCUUUAUGGCUGAGCGUGGUUUAAAAAAAACUAACCAUCUAAAAACUUAGGUUAUAAAUAACGUUAAAGGACGAUUUACACCAACUGAUUUAGCAAAUUGGACAACUUAUAGUAUAGUGUAAAUCGACGUUUAACAGAGACUAGAGAAGACCACAAUCUUUAUUUCAACAAUCUCAAAAAUAAUACUAACAACAUUUCAUUUACAAUCCGAUUGAGUCCGAUGUGCGUUUGUCGUAGGGUUCUUAUUGUUGGCAACCCACCAAAGAUUGACAUGUUUAACCCUGAAGUGGUAAAGGUGUCACAGUCCUGUAACUGUAUGCCAUUAAACCGGUAUUUUGGGUGCCAAUCAAUGGGUGUUUUACCUUAUUAAUACAGUGAUGAAAAUUGAUUGUUACUUGUUUUUGCUCUCCUUGCUUACAGUAGGUACAGUGCAUAAUAAACGCGCACCCACACCGCAACUUUUGUGGAGAAUGCAGUAACACUUGGAAACUUUGUUCUACAAAAUGUAACUGUGGUAUGGAUGCACCCUAACAAUAAAUUAUAUAUAAGAUAUACUGCUUUAUAAUAUGACAUCCCAUUGUGUUACUCUUCAUUUAAGUCCAUGAUCAUGAAAUCAACUUGUAUAAAAAAAAGAACUUAAGAAAAAACCAAAAAUAUUAUUUCAUAACAGUGCAUCAGAGAAAACUUUAAUAAAAACAUAAAGUACUAUUUCACAAUGUUUCUCACUGAAAUAUGUAGUAUGUUUCCAAAACGAGCAAAAACAAGCAACCAAACGGGGCAAUAAAAACAUUGGCACUUAUGAACAACAUUUAAAGUCACACUCCACUGAGUACCAAACCGUACACUUACUCUAAUGCCAUCAAGUCAUUAACAUGUGUGGAAACGACACCAAAGUGUCCCCAUUCAAAUAGAGGAGGCAUUUAUGCGUUGGUGGUUGAAACCACCAACUAGACUAACCAGAUUUAAAAAUCUCGAGAUUAUUGUAAGGUAUUAGUUGUCAAGCGGACCCUAGGCUCUCAUGAGCCGUGGAGAAAUGCCGGGAUAACGCGAGGAAGAAGAUUGUAAGGUUGUGUAAGAGCCACCCCACACAAGCGUCUUUUGAGGGUCAAUGUCUAGUCAGCGCAAUAGAAAAAAAAUGGCGUCGCUGCGCAGUUACGCCAACGUUGCGUCGAGCAGCAGCCAUAGAGUUGACUAGACGCCGACGCUCAGGAGACGCUACCUCUAUUUCACUUACAGACAAAACAUCUUCCAAACUGAGCAUAGUCGCGCUACCACCUCUGCGACGCAUACGGUAAUUUUUCCUCCAUGUUCGAGUCGAAAGUGUCUUUGUGUGACGUCCGUGUCUUUGAACGGAGCAAUCACGGCACGGGACUUAGCUCACCUCGUCCCGCGCACCCCCGCAUUUUUGGCAUCAUCGGUUGCAUGGAAUAAUUGCUCUAAACUCGGUCUAGAGGAUUCCUAGUCUAUGAUUUCACGAAACUUUGGUGUAGUUUCCACACAUUUCAACCCCGCUUGAAACCUUAAUCUAUUCAUAAAACGACCAAUGCCAUCUGCCGUGUUUUCGAAAAAUAAAGGCGAAUUAAAUGCAUCGUUUGUACAUAAAUUAGUGGAAGUAUCAGGGAAGCAUAUGACGCGAGCGCUUUCAAACGAUCAUUACAUUGAAAUUCAACAAUUUUUAAGAUGUCAACUCACAUUUUAAGUAAAUUACAAAUUUUAUCGGAGAAAUAUGGCAUUAUCUUCUGUUAUUCAAAUAAGUGUGACAUAGAUGAAUGACGUAUGUUAACUCAUUCACUGCCAGCGCGACCCACGCGCUACGAGCGUAGCCGAUAACGCGGGUUUUCCCGUAUGUAGCGAGAAGCCCCUACGAACAGAGAACCCGCUUAGCCGGUCGCUGGCAGUGAAUGUGUUAGAGCCUUACAUUUUAGGCCGCAUUGUAACAGCUUAUUUCUGCUCUUAGCCAGACUGACGUUUAAUGAAAAUUAUUUAUAUGGGCGGAAAUUAGGUGCCAUACAUUUGGAUUUACAUGUAUGUUUACUAUGGCUAUGAUAACUAGAGUUAGAUCAAGAAAAGUCUGCAGUGAUUUUGACAGCAUACGCAGUGCAAGAGUUAUUUAUACGUCAUAAUUUCAUAGAAGUUUGUCGUUUAAUAUAACACUUGCACUGCGUGGGCUAUCAAAAUCUCUGCAGACUUUUCUUGGUCUAACUCUAAUCAAGGUUGCAUUAUGUCAGUUUUCCCCUUUUUAUCAAUUCAUCGCAGCUUUUGAUUUCCAUGGCUACCAAUGACCAAGCUGUCCGUAAGAGCGGGACGCAAGUACAGGUUAGAAUAAGAAGACAAUUGUACCAAUUACUUUCCUAAUUCAUGUUUUUUUUCUAGCUAGGUUUUACAGUGAGUUGACAUUUAACUUUCAACGACACGGUCGCUAAACAAUGUAAAAUAUUUGUCAGAAAACAUCAACAAUUAGUUGUACCGUUUUUGAACACAUAAGGAGAUAGGUACAUUUAGAUGUGUGUAAAUUAAAAAUAUAACGAUCUCAACUUAAAA